This is a messenger RNA of Rattus rattus (black rat), 3192 nucleotides long. It is a transcript of the gene Meis1, whose product is annotated as Meis homeobox 1. Bases 751 to 1923 code for a protein of 390 amino acids. Gene Ontology annotation, biological process: animal organ morphogenesis; embryonic pattern specification; positive regulation of transcription by RNA polymerase II. The transcript is spliced from 13 exons. Lineage: Eukaryota; Metazoa; Chordata; Mammalia; Rodentia; Muridae. Gene Ontology annotation, molecular function: RNA polymerase II cis-regulatory region sequence-specific DNA binding; DNA-binding transcription activator activity, RNA polymerase II-specific. The record is from RefSeq and is a predicted model, not a curated record.
ACCACUACUUCCGGGUUCUAGCAUUCUGGUCGGAAUCCACCUCUCCGCCUGUGCAACACACACUUUACACACGCACGGCGACUGCAAGCGGGCAGCAUCGAUCGUGGCUCCUUUAAGACAAACUCAGACAGACAUUUUUUUAACCCUCCUCUCUAAUCUCCCUUCAGUGCAGCAGUUGCAAAGAGGGAGAGAGAAAGAGAAAGAGAGCGAGAGAAGAGAGAAACUGAUUGGGAAUUAGGACUGAUUCAAGGAAAGCGGGCGCUAGGGCUUUGUGCAUUUGAAUAUUAACAUUUGAGGUGUUCUGACCAGAAGAAGACAGAACGGAUGAUCAUUCAUUCACCACGUUGACAACCUCGCCUGUGAUUGACAGCUGGAGUGGCAGAAAGCCAUGAGAUUUGGUAGUUGGUUCUGAGGGGCGCUCUUUUUUUUUCUUUUUCUUUUCUUUUCUUUCUUUUUUUUUUAACUGAUUUUUUUGGGGGGGAAGAGAAGAUCUGCUUUUUUUUCCCUCCCACUGCUGUCUUGGUGGAACCAGAGCGCUUUUAUGCUCAGCGACGCGGGCGCCUUGCUUCAGGUCCGGUAGACCGAAGAUCUGGGACCAGUAAUUCACACUGCUGGAGACGCAAAGGGAUUUUUUUGUUACUGUUGUGCUUUAUUUUUUUUUCCGAGGGAGUUUGCAUAUUUGUUUCUUUUCACACUGGCCUUAAAGAGGAUAUAUUAGAAGUUGAAGAAGGAAGGGAGGCAGUGAGGCCGAUGGCGCAAAGGUACGACGAUCUACCCCAUUAUGGGGGCAUGGAUGGAGUAGGCAUCCCCUCCACGAUGUAUGGGGACCCGCAUGCAGCCAGGUCUAUGCAGCCGGUCCACCACCUGAACCACGGGCCUCCUCUGCACUCUCAUCAGUACCCGCACACAGCUCAUACCAACGCCAUGGCCCCCAGCAUGGGCUCCUCAGUCAAUGACGCUUUAAAGAGAGAUAAAGACGCCAUUUAUGGACACCCCCUCUUCCCUCUCUUAGCACUGAUUUUUGAGAAAUGUGAAUUAGCUACUUGUACCCCCCGCGAGCCGGGGGUGGCGGGCGGGGACGUCUGCUCGUCAGAGUCAUUCAAUGAAGAUAUAGCGGUGUUCGCCAAACAGAUUCGUGCAGAAAAACCUCUAUUCUCUUCUAAUCCAGAACUGGAUAACUUGAUGAUCCAAGCCAUACAAGUAUUAAGGUUUCAUCUGUUGGAAUUAGAGAAGGUACACGAAUUAUGUGACAAUUUCUGCCACCGGUAUAUUAGCUGUUUGAAAGGGAAAAUGCCUAUCGAUUUGGUGAUAGAUGAUAGAGAAGGCGGAUCAAAAUCAGACAGUGAAGAUGUAACAAGAGCAGCAAAUCUAACUGACCAGCCCUCUUGGAAUAGAGACCAUGAUGACACGGCAUCCACUCGUUCAGGAGGAACCCCGGGCCCUUCCAGCGGUGGCCACACUUCACACAGUGGGGAUAACAGCAGUGAGCAAGGUGAUGGCUUGGACAACAGUGUAGCUUCCCCCAGCACAGGUGACGAUGAUGACCCUGAUAAGGACAAAAAGCGUCACAAAAAGCGUGGCAUCUUUCCCAAAGUAGCCACCAAUAUCAUGAGGGCGUGGCUGUUCCAGCAUCUAACACACCCUUACCCUUCUGAAGAGCAGAAAAAGCAGUUGGCACAAGAUACGGGACUCACCAUCCUUCAAGUGAACAAUUGGUUUAUUAAUGCGCGGAGAAGAAUAGUGCAGCCCAUGAUAGAUCAGUCCAACCGAGCAGUCAGCCAAGGGACACCUUAUAACCCCGAUGGACAGCCAAUGGGAGGUUUUGUAAUGGACGGUCAGCAGCACAUGGGCAUCAGAGCGCCAGGACCUAUGAGUGGAAUGGGCAUGAAUAUGGGCAUGGAGGGGCAGUGGCACUACAUGUAACGUUCAUCUAGUUAACCAAUCGAAAGCCAGGGGGAAGGCUGCAAAGUAUGCCAGGGGAGUAUGUAGCCCGGGGUGGUCCAAUGGGUGUGAGUAUGGGACAGCCGAGUUAUACCCAAGCCCAGAUGCCCCCCCAUCCUGCUCAGCUGCGUCAUGGGCCCCCCAUGCAUACGUACAUUCCUGGACAUCCUCACCACCCCGCAGUGAUGAUGCAUGGAGGACAGCCCCACCCUGGAAUGCCAAUGUCAGCGUCAAGCCCCUCGGUUCUUAAUACAGGAGACCCGACAAUGAGUGGACAAGUCAUGAACAUUCAUGCUCAGUAGCUUAAGGGAAUAUGCAUUGUCUGCAAUGGUGACUGAUCUCGAAUCAUGUCUUUUUCUGCAAUGACUAUGGAGUUCCAUUCUUGACAUCUACUUUGGACCAAGGAGCAUCCCUAAUUCUUCAUAGGGACUCUUAAAAAAUGCAGGAAAACCAACCGAAGUCAAUUUGGGGGACAUGCAAAAAUAACUAUAUAAGACAUUAAAAGAACAAAGAGUGAAAUAUUGUAAAUGCUAUUAUACUGUUAUCCAUAUUACGUUGUUUCUUAUAGAUUUUUUAAAAAAAAUGUGAAAUUUUUCCACACUAUGUGUGUUGUUUCCAUAGCUCUUCACUUCCUCCAGAAGCCUCCUUACAUUAAAAAGCCUUACAGUCAUCCUGCAAGGGACAGGAAGGUCUGAUUUGCAGGAUUUUUAGAGCAUUAAAAUAACUAUCAGGCAGAAGAAUCUUUCUUCUCGCCUAGGAUUUCAGCCAUGUGCGCGCUCUCUCUCUCUCUCUCUCUCCUCUCUCUCUCUUCUCCUCUCUCUCCCUCUCUCUAGCCUGGGGCUUGAAUUUGCAUGUCUAAUUCAUUUACUCACCAUAUUUGAAUUGGCCUGAACAGAUGUAAAUCGGGAAGGAUGGGAAAAACUGCAGUCACCCAACAAUGAUUAAUCAGCUGUUGCAGGCAGUGUCUUAAGGAGACUGGUAGAAGGAGCCAUGGAAACCCAAAGGCCGUGUGUUUAGAAGCCUAACUGUCACGUCAAGCGUCAUCGUCCCCAUGCGACAACAACCAUCACCUUAUACAUCACUUCCUGUUUUAUGCAGCUCAAAAAAAAAAACAUAGACUGAAGAUUUAUUUUUAAUAUGUUGACUUUGUUUCUCAGCAAAGCAUUGGUCAUGUGUGUAUUUUUCCAUAGUCCCACCUUGGAGCAUUUAUGUAGACAUUGUAAAUAAAUUUUGUGCAAAAAGGACUGGAAA